AUCUAAAAUUUCGUUUUUUUUGACGAAAUUCGACUUUUUUGAGGGGGCCUUAAUGGAAAUUAUCAAAAAUUUCGGUCAAAAAUGGAAGCCGAAGAAAAAACCAAUAGUGUUUCUGAGAGAGCAGAAGACGGGCUAUCUCCCCAUGCAUUUAUCUCGAUUUCGAAAUUUUUGACGAAAACUGACUUUUUUGAGGGGGAGGGGGCCUUAAUCGGGAAAAAAAUAUAUAUAUCCUUUUCACUUCACAAUUGCAUUAAAAAUGAAUGAGAUGGAUUUGGGUGAAUUAAUUAGACAAAAGAGCAAAAGUAUUCAAAUUGGGAAACCUGAAGGAGUCGCUUAUCGAAGUCAAACUUGGAAAACAUUUUCUCUCAUACGUUAUGAUACAGUUCUUCAAAAUUUCGUUCAAUGUGAUAAUUGUAAAAAGUUAAUUCCAUAUCAGCCAAGUUCUGGCUCAAAUCCUCUGUUGCGUCAUAUAACUAAAUGCCUGAAACAUGAUACAAUAACUGAGAUGGUUCAAACAAAAAUCAUGGAUUUUACUAGUCAAAAGAUCUCACGAGCGAUCAAGACAAAACUGACGUUGGCGGCUUCAGAAUUAUGUGUGACCGAUAUGCGGUCUUUCGAAAUGGUAGCAGGUGAUGGAUUCAAACAAUUUUGUUAAACAUUGCUCGAGAUUGGAGGAAGAUCAUACGGUAAAUUGGAUAUCGACAAGUUAUUGCCUCAUCCUACUACAGUGAGUCGUACAGUUGACAAGAUAUAUGAACAAUGUAAACAAAAAAUGAUUUCAUUGAUUCAACGAACAACCGUUUUUUGCUGUAACUGUUGAUUUCUGGACUGAUCCGUUUAGUGGUUUAUCAUACGGUGGGGUAUCGUAUCAUUUUAUUGACAGCAACUGGAAAUCCAACACAUUUAUUUUACGUGUAGGUAUUGUUUUAACUAGCGGAUAUCCAAAAGUAUCCAAAAUGAAGUUUUUUAGUGUUCGGAAUAUUACCUUGAUGAUCAAACGACAGCUAAUAUAACUCAGUUUUUGAAAGAUACACUUGCCGAGUACGGUGUACAUGUUGAUGUUGUCUAUUAUGUUGUAUCUGAUAAUGAAAAUACAAUGAAGGCUGCAUUUCAUUCAAAUCGAGUCGGAUGUGCUGGGCAUUAUUUGAAUAUUAUUAUCAAACAUUCAUUCACAACGGACAACGAAGAGUGUGCUUCUGUGCAAGCAAUUUUUGUUGACAUUCGAUCAAUCGUGGCACAUGUUCGUCGAUCACACGCUCAGUGUAAAUUAUCAUCGUCUCUAAAAACGUAUUCUGAAUCAAGAUGGAACAGUGUAUAUUUUAUGUUAAAAUCCGUUGAAAAUGUUCACGAUGAAUUACUGAAAUUACUCGUUACCAAACCGGAAUUGAGAUUGAAAUUAGCGGCAACGAACAAUAUUCUAUUGCACCAAGUGAAUGAUUUGCUUAAAUUUUUUUGUGAUAUGUCCGAGAAAUUAAGCCAAGAAACAUUUCAACAUUGCAUCUCGUAA
Molecule: messenger RNA, 1507 nt
Organism: Didymodactylos carnosus
Lineage: Eukaryota; Metazoa; Rotifera; Eurotatoria; Philodinida; Philodinidae
Source: the annotation of a GenBank genome assembly